This is a messenger RNA of Perca flavescens (yellow perch), 753 nucleotides long. Its product is annotated as zinc finger protein 862-like. Bases 1 to 624 code for a protein of 207 amino acids. The record is from RefSeq and is a predicted model, not a curated record. The transcript has 2 exons. NCBI's taxonomy places the organism in Eukaryota, Metazoa, Chordata, Actinopteri, Perciformes, Percidae. Gene Ontology annotation, molecular function: protein dimerization activity.
AUGAAGGCCAAGUUUGAGCUGCUCGACAAACUCUGCCAGAGUCUGCAAAGUCGCUUCACCGACAUAACCAUAGGGAUUCUCCAAGCUAUAAAGUUAGUGAAUCUGAACAGUUGGCCUGACGCAGAUCGCUCUAAAGAAUUUGGUGUGGAGGAAUUAACUACACAUUUCCAGAGCAUCCUGACAUCCUCGGGGGUCGCUGUUGAGCUCAUCCCAGAUCAGUGGACCAUACUCAAGACCAGACUGUAUGAGACGGGAGAGAGUCUCCACAUGAAGACCUGGCCAAAAAUCAACAGGUCUUUGCAACCGCAGUGCCCCAACAUCCUCAGCCUGGUUGACCUCAUUCUCACCGUACCAGCCUCUACUGCAGACUGUGAAAGAGGCUUCAAUCAAAUGAAGUUAGUGAAAAAUGACUGGAGGUCCCGUCUUACAUCAAGAAGCCUCUGUGACCUACUGACUGUCCAGCUAUCCAGUCCCUCUAUUGAGAAUUUUGACCCCACCCCUGCUAUCCAGCUCUGGCAUCAGGCUAGCAUCCGGCCUAGAAGGCCAGAGUUCAUGGAGGGGAAGAAGAACGCUCAGGAAAGUGCCUCUGAAACUUCAGAAUCUGAUUCUGAUGAGCAGGAGUAAAUUGUACUGGGAGGGGGGAGGAAUGUUAGUUUUUUGUUUAAUCUGCCCUACUCAUUUAAUGAAAUGUAUAUAAGUUUGUGUAUGUAUAAGAGAGAAAGACAAAGUGUCAGUGUUUCAUUGAGACUUGAG